UGCAGACUGCAGCAAUCUAUUGGCUGCUGGCUUUGUAAAUUUCAUUCAGUUUGCUCCAAUAGCUGAGGAAGAACGACUGGUACAGCCUGGUCCUCUCUCCCUCUCUACCUCUCUCUCUCCUCUCUCUCCCCCCACCACCCCCCAAUCUCUUUUUUUUUUUUCCUUGCAGAUCGGUCUCUCUCUCUGUCUCUGCAUAGGCAAUCAGAGCCCUUUACUCACAGAGCCUCCUCGCACUGAUUGUAAUGAAUUUUCAUGCUGCAAGAAUAUAGAGCAGAUGCUUCUUUUUUCCUCCCUGCUAUCAAGACACCAACGUUCUGUUUUCUGGUUAUCACAUUCCUUUGGACUGCAAGACCGCCUUGGAUUCCAAGAAAUAUGCAUAUUUAUUUGUCAGUGUGAAAAAAAAAAGAAAAGGCAUCGAGCCUCUCCAUUAGGAUUCUCUUUUGCACGAUUUGGCUGUGCCUGGAACACUGCAUUCACCUCUGCCUGCUACUGCUGUGUGAAGGUGGACCAAGUUUGUUUUUGAAAUGAAUGAACAAACAAAUUAACUAAAAUAGACUCUGGGAUAGUGUGAGACAUUCUUGCCUUGUUAUUGUGGAAUGGGCUCAACAUCAUUGCAGAUUUGGAACUUGUAUAUGGCAGUUAUACAACGGUGGCAAUAAAUUUGUCAUAUUUCACCUAGAAGAUUCAAUUAACCUGGCUGAAGUUCUUCUUUUCUUCAUCUUUUUCCUCUCAUCCUGGGAGAUAUCACCUUUGCUGAUGUUGAUGUAAACAAUGUCGAGACCAAAGGGAUUAUUAUGGCUGCCUUCAAUCUUCACCCCCGUCUGUAUUAUGGUAAAAUCACAUUUGCUCUUAUGGAUAACAGUUCUUUCAGUACGAUUUACAAUAAUUGAUAGCCAAGUACAGCACCCAGUAGUACCUACAAACUAUGGAAGAAUACGUGGCACAAGAACACCUCUACCUAUUGAGAUUCUUGGCCCUGUUGAGCAAUACCUGGGAGUCCCAUAUGCCUCACCUCCAACAGGAGAAAGACGAUUCCAACCUCCUGAGCCACCUUCAUCUUGGACUGGUGUUAGGAAUGCGACCCAAUUUGCUCCUGUUUGCCCACAGUUUUUGGAUGAAAGAUCUUUGUUAAAUGAUAUGCUGCCUAUAUGGUUUACUGCCAAUUUGGAUACAGUUGUAUCGUAUGUACAAGAUCAGAAUGAAGAUUGUCUAUAUUUAAAUAUCUAUGUGCCAACUGAGGAUGGAGCCAACACAAAGAAACAAGCUGAUGAUAUAGCCAAUAAUGAUCGUGGUGAAGAUGAAGAUAUCCAUGAUCCCAAUAGCAAGAAACCUGUCAUGGUCUAUAUUCAUGGAGGGUCCUACAUGGAGGGUACUGGGAACAUGAUUGAUGGAAGCAUACUUGCCAGCCAUGGAAAUGUGAUUGUUGUUACCAUUAACUACAGACUUGGUGUUUUAGGUUUUUUAAGCACAGGUGAUCAAGCCGCAAAAGGAAAUUAUGGAUUACUUGACCAAAUACAAGCAUUACGGUGGAUUGAGGAAAAUAUUGGAGCAUUUGGAGGAGACCCAAAACGUGUUACUAUCUUUGGAUCAGGAGCAGGUGCCUCCUGUGUAAGCCUGCUAACACUAUCUCACUAUUCUGAAGGUUUGUUCCAAAAAGCAAUCAUACAAAGUGGGACAGCCCUGUCCAGCUGGGCAGUGAACUACCAGCCUGCCAAGUAUACUAGGAUAUUGGCAGAUAAAGUAGGCUGCGACAUGUUGGAUACUAUUGACUUGAUUGAAUGCCUUCGAGAGAAGAACUACAAAGAACUCAUUCAACAGUCCAUCACACCAGCCACAUACCACAUUGCUUUUGGACCAGUCAUUGAUGGUGAUGUCAUUCCAGAUGACCCUCAGAUUCUGAUGGAACAAGGGGAGUUCCUUAACUAUGAUAUUAUGCUUGGAAUGAAUCAAGGGGAAGGCUUUAAAUUUGUUGAUGGUAUUGUAGAUAAUGAAGAUGGUGUCUCUCCAAGCGACUUUGACUUUUCAGUUUCCAACUUUGUAGACAAUCUGUAUGGUUACCCAGAAGGAAAAGAUACACUUAGAGAAACGAUUAAGUUCAUGUACACUGAUUGGGCUGACAAAGAAAAUCCUGAAACAAGAAGAAAAACUUUGGUAGCACUUUUCACAGAUCACCAGUGGGUGGCACCUGCUGUUGCAACAGCUGACUUACAUGCUCGAUAUGGCUCUCCAACAUAUUUCUAUGCAUUUUAUCACCACUGCCAAAGUGAAAUGAAACCAACCUGGGCAGAUUCUGCACAUGGUGAUGAAGUCCCCUAUGUGUUUGGCAUUCCUAUGAUUGGACCCACAGAACUCUUUAAUUGUAAUUUCUCGAAGAAUGAUGUCAUGCUCAGUGCAGUUGUUAUGACAUAUUGGACUAACUUUGCCAAAACUGGAGAUCCAAACAAGCCAGUUCCACAAGACACAAAGUUCAUCCACACAAAACCCAACCGAUUUGAAGAAGUUGCUUGGUCAAAAUAUGACCCAAAAGAUCAACUUUAUUUGCAUAUUGGUCUAAAACCUAGAGUAAGAGAUCACUAUAGAGCAACGAAAGUGGCUUUCUGGCUAGAACUAGUACCACAUUUGCAUAACUUGAAUGAAAUUUUUCAGUAUGUGUCAACAACUACAAAGGUGCCUCCUCCGGACAUGACAUCAUUUCCUUAUGUAACAAGAAGAUCUCCUGUUAAAUCAAGGGCUACAACAAAACGUCCUGCCAUGACAACAGCAAACAAUCCUAAAGAAACUCAAAAAACAAGUUUGACAGAAACUACAGUAAUUACAGAAGACAAGCGUGAUUACUCAACGGAACUGAGUGUUACAAUAGCUGUUGGAGCCUCCCUUUUGUUUCUCAAUAUCUUGGCUUUUGCUGCUUUAUACUACAAGAAAGAUAAAAGACGUCAUGAAACCCAUAGACGCCCUAGUCCUCAAAGGAAUACAACAAAUGAUAUAGCUCACAUACAAAAUGAAGAAAUAAUGUCAUUACAAAUGAAACAGCUGGAGCAUGACCAUGAGUGUGAGGCUCUUCAGGCUCAUGAUACUCUACGACUAACCUGUCCUCCUGACUAUACUCUAACACUGAGGAGAUCUCCUGAUGACAUUCCUCUUAUGACUCCAAAUACCAUAACAAUGAUUCCGAAUACACUAACAGGAAUGCAACCACUGCAUUCCUUCAACACUUUUAGUGGAGGCCAAAAUAGUACUAAUUUACCCCAUGGGCAUUCCACCACUCGAGUAUAGCUUUUCAGCUUUUUUCACCCAUUUGAAGAAAACAAAAACAGACAGAAAAUUCAACAAGUAGGAAGAAAUUAUUUUCUUACUUAUUGCAGCCAGUCUAGAGGAUGUAUCUAAUAUCUGUAAAGAUAAAUUAAGAUAUGAAAUAUGUUAAAACUGUUAUGAUGUCACUUAUGAAUUUAUCCCUGCUAGAUGCUAAGCAUUCUGGACAGUCUCCUUACAGCGACCGGAUCUUUCCUCUAAAACACAUUAUAACAGGUUGCCAUGAAUGAGGACUAUUGUCUUUACCGCUUUGUUUUUGUUUUCUAAGCUCUCUAUGUGCCAUAAAAUAAAUGGCCCUUGGUCAAACAAGUUAAUAUAUUAAGCUUUUUAUGAAGCUAUAAAUCACAAUGGAAAUUCUAUUUAACAAGAGGACUGACUAUGCAGAAACAUGUAUAGUUCCGGCAAUGAUGGAAAAUGCCACCUUGAACUGUAUUUAAAGAGAAAAAAAAAACAAUAUUUGUAAAAAAUGUAAAUAGCUGUGAGUUUAAAAAAAAAUAUCUUUUAUUGAUGUUUUAAGUUUCAAAAGAACUUUUAGAAAGAUUGUGCUUUUAGUUGUGACCUAUGUGUAUAUACAUUAGUCAAGAUCCAUCUCUGUUGCCUCCAGAACAAGAAAAAAGGUUUUCUUCGUAAUAACUUGUCCUCGAGAAAGAGGUCUGGGAUUUUAUAACCUGAUUCAUUUGUAGGAAAUAAUGCAAGUUCACUUGAAGAUGACAUUUUGAAUAUGUUAACUGCAAAGCUCCCUUUUGGGGUUCUACAAAUGCAUGUUCAAUUUAACCUGACAAGAUAAUUAUUACUAUUAUUAUUAUUAUUUUUUUUAUUAUUAUUAUUUUUUUUUUGUAUAUGAAGGAUCAUCAAUGGCUGGAAGAUGGAAGGCCAGCCUAUACAAUGCAUCUGAGUAUAUUUUAAAUUGCUGUUUUAACAUGUAAAUGCCCAAUGAAAUUUUAGGAAAGCCUGCUAUUUGGUCAGUCAGAGAAAAGCACAUUUCUCUGCAUUCACCAGCAGUUCAGACACAGUUAAUAUUAUACAAAAUAUUCAGCAACGCUAAUAAAAUCGACAUUGCUUGAUUAAGGUUAUGUUAUUUAAAUGAGGAGACACUAUUUGUUACUCCCAAUAUACAAUGUUUGUCAUAUAAUAUGUGAGUCAGGAAACACAUUUUUAUUUGGAAUUUUUGGUUCUUUUAUUUUUAAUUAUUAUGUAUCUGUCACAUAAGUAAUGCACAUAAUGGAAAGAUAAAAAGAAAGAUCACCAAAUGAUUUUCAAAUAAAUUCUGAACAUUUUAUUGGAAAAAUGCAAAUAUUCCUUUUAUUCUUUUUCUGUUCUUGAAGAUCAAAUUCCAUAUUCUACAUUCA
Messenger RNA from Pelobates fuscus (common spadefoot toad), 4658 nucleotides. It is a transcript of the gene NLGN4X, whose product is annotated as neuroligin 4 X-linked. Gene Ontology annotation, cellular component: synapse; cell surface; plasma membrane. The transcript is spliced from 7 exons. The coding region runs from base 772 to 3273 and encodes 833 amino acids. NCBI's taxonomy places the organism in Eukaryota, Metazoa, Chordata, Amphibia, Anura, Pelobatidae. Gene Ontology annotation, molecular function: signaling receptor activity; neurexin family protein binding. The record is from RefSeq and is a predicted model, not a curated record. Gene Ontology annotation, biological process: postsynaptic membrane assembly; neuron cell-cell adhesion; synaptic vesicle endocytosis.